Molecule: messenger RNA, 1764 nt
Organism: Camelina sativa (false flax)
Lineage: Eukaryota; Viridiplantae; Streptophyta; Magnoliopsida; Brassicales; Brassicaceae
Source: RefSeq, a predicted model, not a curated record
AUGAAGGACUAUAGACCCAUUUCAUGUUGCAAUGUAAUCUACAAAGUGAUCUCAAAGAUAUUGGCAAACAAAUUGAAGCUCCUCUUGCCUACUUUCAUUGCUGGAAACCAGUCCGCUUUUGUUAAAGAUCGUCUACUGAUUGAGAACGUUCUUUUAGCUACUGAACUUGUAAAGGACUACCAUAAAGGCACCAUUUCCCACCGGUGUGCCAUCAAAAUAGAUAUAUCUAAGGCUUUCGAUUCUGUGCAGUGGCCUUUCCUUCGGAAUGUUCUCACUGCUUUAGAUCUCCCGCAAGAGUUUGUUCACUGGAUUAUGCUUUGUGUUAAAACAGCUUCGUUCUCGAUUCAAGUCAAUGGAGAACUUGCAGGUUUUUUUAACAACUCGAGGGGUUUAAGACAAGGUUGCUCUCUCUCCCCUUAUUUGUUUGUGAUUGUCAUGGAUGUGUUGUCUCGGUUGUUGGAUAAGGAGGCUGGACUUACUUUCGGAUACCAUCCCCACUGCAAAGAUCUUGGCGUUACUCACCUGAGCUUUGCAGAUGACAUCAUGGUGCUGUCUGAUGGACAGGUGCGGUCUAUUGAAGACAUUGUCUCGGUUUUUGAAAAGUUUGCGAAGAUUUCGGGUUUGAGGAUAAGUAUGGAGAAGUCGAUAAUAUAUUUGGGAGGGUUGAAUGAGUUUGAACGCCAAGAAGUAAUGAACAGCUUUAGUUUUGCAGUAGGUCAGCUCCCGGUGAGAUAUUUAGGUUUGCCCUUGGUCACUAAACGUCUCACUGAGUCGGAUUACGCGCCCCUUAUUGACCAGAUAAAGCAGAAAAUUGGUUCUUGGACAGCUCGUUUCCUGUCUUUUGCUGGUAGAUUGAAUUUGAUACAAUCAGUGUUAUGGAGCAUCUGGGGGGACUCGUUGUGGGUCAAAUGGCUAACAACCACUCUUCUUAAGCGGAAAAAUUUUUGGUCACUUCCCCAAUCCACUACUGCUGGGUCCUGGAUGUGGAGGAAGUUACUAAAACUUAGGCCUCUGGCGGCAAGGGAGAGAGGUGUUAUUGAGUUGGGGAUAAGUAUUCAUAUGACAGUGGCAGAUGCUUGGGGUACACGGCGUCAACGAAGACACCGACUCCAAAUAUUGACUCAGAUCGAAGCAGAAAUUGAUUCAACACGAGACCACAGAAACGCCAACGAGGAUGUUGUCCUUUGGAGAGGGAAAAAUGAAAAGUUUCAUCCAAAUUUUUCAACUAAAGAGACUUGGAAGCAGAUACGUAAUCCGGUUGCAGAGGUGAACUGGCACAAGGGCGUCUGGUUCAGUCACUGCACGCCAAAACACUCUUUCUGUACUUGGCUGGCGGCCCAAAAUAGACUCUCAACAGGGGAUCGAGUAGCGCAAUGGUCUCGCAUCGACCCGGGGAAUUGUGUUUUCUGCAACAACACUGCAGAGUCUCGUGACCAUUUGUUUUUCUCAUGCCAUUUUUCCUCAGAGGUAUGGCAAGCUUCUGCAAAGAAUAUUUAUAAGAACUGUUUCUCCACAAGCUGGAACUCAGUGGUUGAUGCAGCGUGUAGUAACUGGCCAGAUCAAAAGAUUUGCUAUCUAGCCCGUUCUGUUCUUCAGGCAACGGUAUACACCCUUUGGCAUGAGAGAAAUGGGAGGAAGCACGGCGAACCACCAAACCCUCCCUCUCGACUUAUUCAACAAAUUGACAAGCAGAUCAGGGAUCAACUUUUGGCGAUAGCACUCAUGGGGAUCGGCGUUACGAGGACGGUUUACUCAUAUGGCUAG